Molecule: messenger RNA, 5188 nt
Organism: Rattus norvegicus (Norway rat)
Lineage: Eukaryota; Metazoa; Chordata; Mammalia; Rodentia; Muridae
Gene: Rbl1
Product: RB transcriptional corepressor like 1
Biological process (GO): regulation of cell cycle; regulation of gene expression; regulation of transcription by RNA polymerase II
Cellular component (GO): nucleus
Molecular function (GO): promoter-specific chromatin binding
Source: RefSeq, a predicted model, not a curated record
CGUGGCGCUUCUAAGGUGAAGGAGCCACUUUCGGUAGCUCCCGCCUCCCAUCUCCAUCAAGGGUCAAAGCUCAAUGAGAGCGGGUUGGAGGCUCGCUGGGGAGCUGACAAACUAGGGUCUACAGGAUAGUGUUAUGGAGAAGGCUUCCCACUAGAGUGAAAGGACUCGCAGUCCCAAGUUACCCACACCACGGGACUCUCUGUGGAGAGCGCGGGGCGCGAGUUACAGUCCCGGCAGCCUCAGCACCGGCUCGGAUCCUUCCGCUCCGCUCCCUCUCACGUCGGUCCCCGCGGCCCGGGGUCCCGCAGCUGCCCAUUCAGGCAGGGUCCGAGCUAGAUCUUUAGAGUCCGAGGUUCAUCUUCUCCCAUUUCCGGAGACGGGUUGCUGCGGGCCCCAGAGGAGAAAGGGACUUUUUGAGAAGAAAAGCGGAGGCAGACGAUGAGGGGAAGGCGAGCUCAAGUAGGCGAUUUUCGCGCGCUUUGUCGCGGGGGGUUGUGGGUAGCUCGCCGGGAGGGAAAAGAAAACCCCGAAGCCGGUCGCGCCGCCCGUCGGGCCGGAGGGGAUGUUCGAGGACGAGCCCCACGCCGAGGGGGCGGCAGCCGUCGCCGCGGCCAGGGAGGCGCUGCAGGCCCUGUGCCAGGAGCUGAACCUGGACGAGGGGAGCGCCGCCGAAGCCCUGGACGACUUCACCGCCAUCCGCGGCAACUACAGCCUAGAGGGGGAAGUUAUACACUGGCUGGCAUGCUCUUUGUACGUCGCUUGCCGCAAGAGCAUCAUUCCUACCGUGGGAAAGGGCGUCAUGGAAGGAAACUGUGUUUCGCUGACCAGAAUACUACGCUCAGCUAAGUUAAGCUUAAUUCAGUUUUUUAGUAAAAUGAAGAAGUGGAUGGACAUGUCAAACCUACCACAAGAAUUCCGGGAGCGUAUAGAAAGGCUAGAAAGAAAUUUUGAAGUAUCUACAGUAAUUUUUAAAAAAUUUGAGCCCAUUUUUUUAGAUAUCUUUCAAAAUCCAUAUGAAGAGCUACCAAAGUUGCCACGAAGCAGAAAGCAGAGGAGGAUUCCUUGCAGUGUUAAGGAUCUCUUUAAUUUCUGCUGGACGCUCUUCGUUUACACUAAGGGUAAUUUUCGUAUGAUUGGUGAUGAUUUAGUAAACUCAUAUCAUUUACUUCUGUGCUGCUUGGACCUGAUUUUUGCCAAUGCUAUAAUGUGUCCAAAUAGACGAGACUUGUUAAAUCCAUCAUUUAAAGGUUUACCAUCGGAUUUCCAUGCUGUGAACUUCAAAGCUGCAGAAGAACCACCCUGUAUCAUUGCUGUACUUUGCGAUCUGCACGAUGGACUUUUAGUAGAAGCAAAAGGAAUAAAGGAGCACUACUUCAAACCAUAUAUUUCAAAACUCUUUGACAAGAAGAUUUUAAAAGGUGAAUGUCUCUUGGAUCUUUCCAGUUUUACUGAUAAUAGCAAAGCAGUGAACAAGGAGUAUGAAGAGUAUGUUCUAACUGUUGGGGACUUUGACGAGAGGAUCUUUUUGGGAGCAGAUGCAGAGGAGGAGAUCGGAACACCUCGAAAGUUCGCUGCUGACACCCAAUUUGGGAAACUGACAUCACAGGCCAGUGUGGACUGCAACCUUCAACAACACUUUGAAAAAAAACGGUCAUUUGCACCUUCUACCCCACUUACUGGACGGCGCUAUUUACAAGAAAAAGAGGCAGUUACCACACCUGUUGCUUCAGCUACUCAGAGUGUAAGCCGAUUACAGAGCAUUGUAGCCGGAUUGAAAAGUGCCCCGAGCGAGCAGCUUCUGACUAUUUUUGAAUCUUGUAUGCGGAAUCCGAUGGGAAACAUUGUAAAAAUAGUGAAAGGAAUAGGAGAGACUUUCUGCCAGCACUAUACCCAGUCCACAGAUAAACAGCCAGGAUCUCACAUAGACUUUGCUGUAAACAGACUGAAACUGGCAGAAAUUUUGUAUUAUAAAAUACUAGAGACUAUAAUGGUCCAGGAAACACGACGACUUCAUGGAAUGGACAUGUCAGUUCUUUUAGAACAAGACAUAUUUCACAGGUCCUUGCUGGCUUGUUGUUUGGAAAUUGUGCUCUUUGCCUAUAGCUCACCCCGUACUUUCCCUUGGAUCAUUGACGUUCUCGGUUUGCAGCCGUUUUACUUCUAUAAGGUUAUAUUCCCAAAUAACUUUGAAAUAGGAAAUGGAGGAAGUGUGCAAGGCCAUCUUCCCAUGAUGCCAAUGUCUCCAAUAAUACAUCCAAGAGUCAAGGAAGUUCGCACUGACAGUGGGAGCCUUCGAAAAGAUAUGCAGCCACUGUCUCCCAUCUCCGUCCAUGAGCGCUACAGCUCCCCUGCCGCAGGAAGUGCUAAGAGGAGACUCUUUGGUGAUGACCCACCAAAGGAGACAUUGAUGGAAAAGAUUAUGGCAGAAGGAACACAGCUGAAAAUUGCUCCUUCAAGUGUGACUGCUGAAAGCUUGUCAAUUUCCCCUGGGCAAGCUCUUCUCACAAUGGCCACGACCACAGUCACAGGGACGACGGGACGGAAGGUUACCGUUCCUUUGCAUGGUAUUGCCAAUGAUGCUGGAGAAAUCACACUGGUUCCUAUUUCCAUGAAUACAACUCAGGACUCCACAGCUGAGAGCCUUGUAUCACUAACUGCACAGUCAUUAAUUGGUGCUUCUCCAAAACAGACCCAUCUGACUAAAACGCAAGACGCUCCUCUGACCGGAAUAAGCAAACCAAAGAGAACUGGGUCCUUAGCACUGUUUUAUAGAAAGGUCUAUCAUUUGGCAAGUGUACGCUUACGUGAUUUAUGUUUAAAACUUGAUGUUUCGAAUGAGUUACGAAGGAAGAUCUGGACAUGUUUUGAAUUCACUUUAGUUCACUGCCCUGAUUUAAUGAAAGAUAGGCAUUUGGAUCAGCUCCUUCUGUGUGCCUUUUACAUCAUGGCCAAAGUAACAAAAGAAGAAAGAACUUUUCAAGAAAUAAUGAAAAGUUACAGAAAUCAGCCACAAGCUAAUAGUCACGUAUACAGGAGUGUUCUCUUGAAAAGUAUUCCAGGAGAAGUUGUGGCAUACAAUGGUGACUAUGAGAUGACUGAUGGUGACAUAGAAGAUGCCACAAAAACUCCCAACUGUUCCAGUGAACCAGUGAAAGAGGAAAGAGGUGAUCUUAUCAAAUUCUACAAUGCGAUAUAUGUAGGAAGAGUGAAGUCAUUUGCAUUGAAGUAUGAUUUGUCCAAUCAGGACCAUAUAAUGGAUGCUCCACCGCUCUCUCCUUUCCCACAUAUUAAGCAGCAGCCGGGCUCCCCACGCCGCAUUUCUCAGCAGCAUUCCAUUUAUGUCUCUCCGCACAAGAACGCAUCAGGCCUCACCCCCAGGAGCGCACUACUCUACAAGUUCAACGGCAGCCCCUCUAAGAGUUUGAAAGACAUCAACAACAUGAUAAGGCAAGGUGAGCAGAAGGCCAAGAAGCGUGUGAUCGCCAUCAGCGGAGAUGCAGAGUCACCUGCCAAACGUCUCUGCCAGGAGAACGAUGAUGUUUUACUUAAACGACUGCAGGAUGUUGUCAGUGAAAGAGCGAAUCAUUGAUGUUGCCCUUUGUCUGGUCAAAGCACUUUUGGGUUGUUCUGGAGAAAGUUGGGGCUUCACCCUUCACAUUUUUUUAUCACUGGGUUAUACAAAACUUGCAUCAAAAGUAAGCUCCUUUUUAAAAGCAUUUAUUCACCCUGUAUAUCUGACAGACAGACAUUUUGAGGUAGAUUAGAAAAGAAUGUGUUAGGUGCCUUCAUAAAUAGUAAUAAGAUUUUUUUUUAGUGUUCGUUCCUAGGUUUGCUUUUUAGGAUGAAUUAAGGAGAAACUAUUUUUUAACUGUCUUUUCAAACGGAUCAAAUGUCUCCUGUGCGUCUUACUAUGUGGUCAGUGAGUCUCUGAGAUACUUGUGCUGUCUGCUUGUGUUGAAGGUAGGCUUAACUCCCACGAUUUGAGCAUUCACUGAUGGACCAGCCUGCCUUGGGCCUGGUGGAGCAACUGCACCUCAGGUAGCCCCAGCACGUGGGGCAGUCUGUGCCCUUCUCUUUCCUCUCAGUUAGUACAAGCAGCUUCGCACCUUAUAGCUUGAUGUUAUAGCCCCACAACAGGGAUACUCAGUUUAAAACUACGACUUUCAUGAUAUUGCCUUAAUUAUUAUAUGUGAUUGUAUUCAGUCAUGUAGUUCUCAAAAUAAACUGUUUCUUAACUAGGAGGAUAAAAUUCAGAUAAAUGAGAAGUGACAUUUCUUUAGUAGAGUAGCAUCAUGGUAAGAUCAUUCAUUCAUCCGUGUUAGGCUCAGUAACUCCAGUGCCUGUAACUCCAGUGCACAGGAGGGCUGCUGGGAAUGUCAGGCCAGCGCAUCCCUAGCAGGACCCUGACUCAAAUCUAAGUUAUUCAUUCUCAUUGUCUAUUUAAUUUCCUGAAAAUAUUUGAAGCUUUUACAUUAGUCACUUCAUGCUUGUAAGUGAAAUGUUUCAAGUUUAAGAGCUGCUUUUUCUUUCUAUUUUGUGUCACCCUUUGUUCCAGUAAUUAUGCUUUCUCUGGAUUCCCCUGGGGUGUAACUCCUGGAUCCCCUUGAAGACCUUUCCACACUGGAGGUUUAGCCUUCUAAAGAAUCAGGUCGCUAGUGUUUGCCUUUUCUUCUCUGUGUCUAGCGUUGGAAAGGAUGUGAAUAAGCCAUUUAAAUUAAUAAUUAGAUGAUGUAUCAGUAUAAAGGUUUUUAGCUGCAAACCUUAUUUUUUAAAAUAUAAAGUGUUGACUUGGCAGUCUAUCUCAGCGUGUCAAACAUAUCCAUCACUUGCUAAUUUGAAUUAGUCUAAGAUUUGGCUGCCAAUUAAUGAUGGAUGGUAACCAAAGGUUUAUUUUUAAAUUUUAAAAAGAGGUUUGGGUUAUGUUUUGCUUUUCUGAAAAUUGUGUUCUUGUGUUUUGUGUAGUAUCUACACAUGUUGUAAUAAACCAAAUAAUAGUCUGUCUUGAGUCCUUGUACAUAUUUCUGUGUAGCUAUAACUACUGUAUCACUUUCAUUAUUAAUGUACAAAAUAUAAAUGUAGAUUUAUUCAAUGACUGUUAAAAACUUAAGACAUGAAUUUACCAAUUUUCAGGACUUUGUAUUAAUGUAUAUAAAAUAGUUAAUAAAAAUUAGAAUUUUAAAAACAUAAA